UUUCUCAAUUUUCAUCCUUGUGUUCCAUGGCGCGGCUGUCAAUCCGGCCCAGCGACAAACAUCGGCAAGGAUUCAAGUGCAUGCUAUAGAUUUACGGAGUAAAUACUAGAAUAACUAUGCAGCUCUCUCCGGAAUACAGCGUAUAUACUCCCGUACAGUACACAUGCAAGGUAGCUGAACACUGCCUCGGAGCUUCUAUACAAAGACGUCGAGCCCACCGAUUCUGGACAACAAAAUGCCUCGUGGCCGACAGGUGGACCGGGGCGCUUUCAUCUCCAGGACCACUUGUUGGACCGUUCGUCCCGACAAGACAGCAGCCUCGGACAUGCUGGCUUUUGAUUUGUAUUUCGUGGUGGAUGUGGUGGAGUUGGGCUGCAUUUCAGCUGCUGCCGUGCCAAUUUUCGGGUUUCCACUUGUUCCUUUAUUUGCCGGCACUUACGACUGCUCCGUACUGUGUCUCCCGGUGUAGAAAACUAACGGUCUAUAUUGAUAACUGUACUUGUACUCGUAUCCUAACUCUGUACAUUCGCCACCGAUCCAUAUUGCAAAAAAAAGAAAAAAAAACCCCCCAGGGUAUAACUCCGUAGAUGCAUCAUCGCGAACCCGUUCCCGCUGCAUAUCCCAUGUCUCGAUCAUCAUAAAAGAAAAACUAUAUCUGUCCCUUGAUGUCAACCACCCGAUGCGCCUCAUUUUUGGACGCUUCAAACAUCUGCGUAGCUAGGCCGCCCGUUAGCAGCUUCACAGCCCCGU
This is a messenger RNA of Aspergillus ruber CBS 135680, 750 nucleotides long. RefSeq lists its product as uncharacterized. The transcript has a single exon. Bases 117 to 587 code for a protein of 156 amino acids. NCBI's taxonomy places the organism in Eukaryota, Fungi, Ascomycota, Eurotiomycetes, Eurotiales, Aspergillaceae. The record is from RefSeq and is a predicted model, not a curated record.